AUGCCGACCAAGCCAGCCCUCACAGGCUCGUUCCAAGUCUCCAGUGAAGCAGAGAACGAGGUCGUCUGUCCGCUGAACAACCAAGAUGGCUCUCUCUGUCGCAAGAAAUGCCUCGGGGAGAAGCGUUACCGCUCCAUGCAGGAGCACAUCAGACGAGCGCAUCCAGACUUCUAUAUUCCUAAACUACCUGCUACCGAGGAAAGCUUUCAACUCAUGAUAACGACACCACCAACAGCCCGUCCACCUCAACCCCAACCCAUCGCAGCGCCUCAGCGGCGUGGUCCUUCAGAUGCGAGUGAACACGAUCAUCUUCUCGGUGACCUCGAUGGCAUGGGUGGCCACAUGUCCCUCCCAGGACAACCUGGACUCUCCAACGCGGCUGUUGCGCUGGCACAAAUGAACCAGUGGGACAACGACUUCGAUGUCUACUCUGACGCGGAUCUCCUUAAACGCGACUCUGGCUAUGGCCUACCCUCACUACGCGAUCACUUCGAUGAAGAUACCCUACACGCCUUUGGCAGACAACGCGAACUACUGCCUUCGAUAAUGUCACCAACCAACAGAUACUCCUCACUACCUCCAUUUCGGCAACAAGUAAAACGCCCACACAAGCCAUCAGUAGGCGAGAACGCACGCAAGGGCAAACACGAACGCGGCAAAUCCUCGAAAGAGUUCUCCGCCAAGGAAUUGUCCCGAAGACUCAGCCUGGAAGGACGAGUCAAGGCCAUGUCAGCCGAACCUCCAGCUGUGGCCGAAUGGGCACAGGGAAGACGAUGGGCAGACCUCGUGGAAGCUGCAACCAGCGCCACUGAGGCUGACGACGAUCGGGAUCUCACUCCUAUGCCGCAGGGGCCCCAAGGCCACUCUCCGCCGUCAAACAUGAAUCCGGUGUCCGCAACCGGCCAAUACCAACAUCGCCUUUCAGCCAGCUCCGCUGUAGACGGUUCAGGAAUGUUCAAUCGAUCAUCACUGCCGCCGGGCAUCCGACUAGGUACUCAACAGCACAAUCCGUCUCCGCUCGCACGAAACCUGACGCCGCCUCCCGCCGACUAUCUGAGGUCUGGUACAGAGCCUUUCCCAUCGGUGGAAAAUCUCGAGUCCGGAGGCUCGGUCCACUUGUACGCCAUCACCACUCAACGGGCUCGAGUUUCGGCAGCAAAGCAGACACGCUCGAGAUAUAUUGCGCUUCAUGUACCCGCCCGUGGCGUCUGA
Cyphellophora attinorum is the source of this 1212-nucleotide messenger RNA. RefSeq lists its product as uncharacterized. The record is from RefSeq and is a predicted model, not a curated record. The transcript has 7 exons. NCBI's taxonomy places the organism in Eukaryota, Fungi, Ascomycota, Eurotiomycetes, Chaetothyriales, Cyphellophoraceae. The coding region runs from base 1 to 1212 and encodes 403 amino acids.